This is a messenger RNA of Trichoderma citrinoviride, 1374 nucleotides long. Its product is annotated as glycoside hydrolase family 28 protein. The transcript has a single exon. The record is from RefSeq and is a predicted model, not a curated record. Gene Ontology annotation, biological process: carbohydrate metabolic process. Lineage: Eukaryota; Fungi; Ascomycota; Sordariomycetes; Hypocreales; Hypocreaceae. Bases 1 to 1374 code for a protein of 457 amino acids. Gene Ontology annotation, molecular function: polygalacturonase activity.
AUGGUUGCGCUAUCAUCCUUCAUUCUGGCAGCAUUGCCCACUGCUCUCGCAGUGUCCUCUGCGGCCCAAGAUCUUAUGGGCAGGGAGGCAAAUGCCGCCCAGUCGGAGUCUCAUUGGGCAAACCAAGCGGCAGCUCAAGGUCGCCAUUUCUGCUACGUUAAACCAGAUACCGAUGGCGGCGAUGAUGCCCCGGCCAUUAUGGAUGCUCUCAACAACAGAUGCAACUCAAAGAGCCUCGUCAUCCUCCCUGGCCCUGUGUACAACAUUCAGACCAAUAUGACAACCUUGGACCUUGAAGACGUCGUCAUCCAUCAAUUUGGGCGCCUGCUCUGGAGCACCGACAUUGACUACUGGCUCUCAGUAUCGAUGCCGGUUGGCUUCCAGAAUCAGAGUACAGUCUGGUACUUUGGAGGCAACAAUGUGAUCUGGGAUGGCUGGGGUGUUGGUACCCUUGACGGCAACGGCCAAGUUUGGUACGACUGGGCCAAGAGCCAAGGGAAUUUGGCUCACCGGCCGAUGAACAUCAACCUCCGCACCCUUACCAAUUCUGUCAUUCGAAGGCUGCGCUUUGUUCAGAGCCAGAUGUGGACAAUGGCCAUCACUUACUCCCAGCAUGUUGAUCUAGAUGACAUCUACGUCAAUAGUACAUCAACAAGCCAGUGGAGCACCCUGAAUACGGAUGGCUGCGACACCAUCUUUUCAGACAGCAUCACGUUUAGAAGAUGGACCGUCUCCAAUGGCGACGAUGGCAUUGCCCUCAAGAUGAACUCGAGCAACAUUGCUGUGUACGACAGCUACUUCGAGAACGGACAGGGCAUAGCCAUCGGCUCGAUGGGGCAGUAUAAUGGCCAAUAUGAGUAUCUGGAAAAUUUCUAUGCGAAAAACAUCACUCUCAAGAACACUGCCCACGUAUCCUAUCUUAAGACAUGGGCUGGCAUCUCCAGAGGUUACCCCCCCAACGGUGGAGGCGGUGGUUACGGCGUCGCCCGAAACAUUACCAUCGAGGAUGUCAAUCUGAUUGGUGGACGACAGCAGCCAUUCUUCGCCUGGCAAUGCGAGAAUUACUCUGGGUUCGCCGGUCAAGACUGCGACUCCUCCUUGUUCAAGAUGGAAAACGUCGCGUGGAGGCGGGUCAGCGGAACAGUGCAAUCUGGAGUGACGGAGGCGGCAUAUUUCCAAUGCAGCGCCGCGGCUGGAGGAUGCGACGACUUCGAGGUGACAGACUUUGAUGUUACCAAGGAGGGCACUGACGAGCUGCUGGAUAUAUGGGACUGCUUCAACGUUAACGGGCCGGUUGGCUUUACAUGCACUGAGUCACAAGCCCAGAAGAUGAGCUCUGACGUGACCGGCGGCCACGGUCCAAGCAACAAGUAG